Aspergillus chevalieri is the source of this 279-nucleotide messenger RNA. RefSeq names its product dolichol-phosphate mannosyltransferase subunit 3. Gene Ontology annotation, cellular component: dolichol-phosphate-mannose synthase complex; endoplasmic reticulum membrane. The transcript has 3 exons. The record is from RefSeq and is a predicted model, not a curated record. Gene Ontology annotation, biological process: GPI anchor biosynthetic process. The coding region runs from base 1 to 279 and encodes 92 amino acids. Lineage: Eukaryota; Fungi; Ascomycota; Eurotiomycetes; Eurotiales; Aspergillaceae.
AUGACGCGCGCUCAACAGACUCUCUCAGUUCUGCUGCUGGUUUCUUCGCUCUACCUCGUUCUCUACCUGGGUCUCGUCCCCCUAAAUGAGACCGUCCAGUACGAAGUAAUCCCUGUUCUCCCCUUCUACGCCCUGAUAUCCUUCGGAUGCUACCUGCUCGGCCGGCUGGGAGUGGCGAUCAUGACCUUCAACGACGUCCCUGAGGCGCACGACGAACUGCAGAAAGAGAUUGAGCUGGCCAAGGCUGAUCUGCGUCGGGGGGAUGUCGACGUGGACUAA